This is a messenger RNA of Vitis vinifera (wine grape), 4289 nucleotides long. Its product is annotated as RINT1-like protein MAG2. Lineage: Eukaryota; Viridiplantae; Streptophyta; Magnoliopsida; Vitales; Vitaceae. Gene Ontology annotation, cellular component: Dsl1/NZR complex. Gene Ontology annotation, biological process: regulation of ER to Golgi vesicle-mediated transport; endoplasmic reticulum to Golgi vesicle-mediated transport; retrograde vesicle-mediated transport, Golgi to endoplasmic reticulum. The transcript has 4 exons. The record is from RefSeq and is a predicted model, not a curated record. Bases 1587 to 3989 code for a protein of 800 amino acids.
UUUUCUGAGUGUACUGCAUAUUUUACGAGCAUUACUGUCUCAGUGUAUGCAGGUCGAUGUUUCAUUUUGUGGAUAUUACUUGACAGUUUGUGAGUUUCUUGGCUUGUAAAAUGUUGGUCUUCCUCCUUGUAGUACCUGAAUCUGCUCUUCUGGUUUUCAUCUCUAGUAUAAAUUUUACUACUUGAGCAGAGGGACAAUCAUCUUUUAUUGCUUUCUCCACACCGGGAAGCUUAAAAAAUUUACGAAUAAUUAGAAGUUAUAUGAUCUGCACCAUCACCAUGAACUAGGGGUGGCACAGUCGUGGGUAAAAUCUGUUUCAAAAGGAGAAAUAGGAAGAUGGGUGGGGCAGGGUGGUGAUUUUCUAGAGUGCCAGACAGACCCAUUCCGCAUAAUACAAAAGUAUAUACAACAAUGGUCCAUGGAUCACCUAUCCCCUGCUACCAAACAUUGAUCAUCUCUGAAGAGAGCCCUUAUGAUCCCAUCUGUCUUGACUGCAUCCAGAUAUGAAAGAACAACCAGUUAAUUGUACUGCCUGGCUCCUCAGCCGUAAUCUGUCGUCUUUCUCAUAGAAUGAGUAAAAACAAUACUCGAACGUAAUUUCUCACAUCACUUUGACAAGCAUAUUUGGUGUAUUUUGGUUGCAAACUUUCAUGGAACUUGCAUGUACUUGUUUGUGUAUGGUUCAGGAUCCACGGAUCUCUGUGCUGCGGACUAGUAAUUUCAUCAUUUAAUUCAAGAGGUGUAGGCUCCACCGAACUCAGUGUUACAGAGCCCAUGUGGAUGCUGCAUAAUGAGCAUUAAUUCAUUGUCUAUUGUUUCUGGUUAUGAGCUUUCAAUGAGAUGGAGUUUCUUUGUGUCAUUUCUCUUUAGCUUAGACUAGCAAGCUACCGUAUACAAGUAUUAUUAUAUCUGGCAAAGUUGUUCUUAUCCCUACUACUUUUCUUAUUAACCACGUGAACUUGCAGGUUGGAUCUGAUAUAAAAUUAAUAUCCUUGGGCUGGAAAACUACUUGUUUGAUUGUCUUACAUUGCUAGCUUCCCUCUUACAUCACCUUCCCAGUUUUCGAAAAUGGUUUCUAAAUCAAUAAUUUUGAAGAAUAAGAUUUUAUUUGAAAAUUUAAAUGUGAAAAACAAUUUUCAAGUUGGCAUGGGCCUUGGGUUGGGUUUGGCUCUAUGUUUUCAACUUGAGAGUCCAUGGAGGUCAAGACAUGACGGAAAAUAAAGGUGUUAUCAAUUUUUUGUUUUAAAAUUGGGACAGUGGAAAACAAAAUGAAAAUAUUACUGUUGGAGAUUUUUAAAAUUUAGUUGGUUUAGCUUCAAGUCGGACGCAGCCAAGUUGGAGCCUUUUAGCAACUAGAAGAGGGGUCAAUCCAUGCCCACGCAGGGGGCCAGGCCCAACCUUAGGCCUAAAAGGUUGACCCAAACCCGGCCCAUUUUAUUUGGAUCAGCUCCCAUACCAGAAUUUGGGCAAUUCUGAAGACCGUGCGACUGGUCACGCUCCUUGUCUCAAGUCCAUGGAAGCAAGGUAUUUUCUUGUACUAUGGAGAAUUGAAACAGCCUGAAAACCUUGAAUCCAAUGCAGUGAAGAUGGAAGAGAUUCAAUCUCUCCCAUCGCUCUCAAGCCUCUCAGCCUCCACAGUUUCCUUCCUCAACAAGGAAUUCCACAGGAAAGAAGAUCUGAUUCGCGCAACACACCUCGUCUCUGAGUUGCAGAAGCGGUGCGGCGAUUUGGACCAAAACCUAAUUGAUCUCAAUCGCACACUCGAAGCCACCCUUCUUGCUUAUGCUUUCCAUUCCAAUGGACUGCACGACCUCUUUCGCAAUAUUAAUCUCCAAUUGACUCGUCUCAACUCGACCACUUGCUUUUCAUCAGAUGGUGGAGGAGGAGAGGGCAGGGCGGGACAGUUAUUGGCGGAGGAGUUGCCGGCGCUUGCCAAAGAAGUGGCUCGGGUUGAGACCGUUCGUAUGUACGCAGAGACAGCAUUAAAACUUGACAGUUUGGUUGGUGACAUCGAAGAUGCUGUAUCUUCUACUAUGAACAGAAAUCUAAAGAAGCAUGCUUCCACACACAGUUCAGAAGAAAUGCGUUUGCACGCCCUUAAAGCGCUUAAAUUGACAGAAGAUGUUUUAACUUCAGUCACAAAAACACGCCCUCAGUGGGCACGUCUUGUGUCAGCUGUUGAUCAAAGAGUAGAUCGAGCUUUAGCCAUUUUAAGACCUCAGGCAAUUGCAGAUCAUCGGACCCUUCUUGCUUCUCUUGGAUGGCCACCGCCUCUGUCCACUUUAAACUCAAACUUAGAUACAAGAAAAUCUAGUGAAGUCUUAAAUCCUCUUUUUACGAUGCAAGGGGACCUCAAACACCAGUACUGUGAAAAUUUCCUUUCCUUGUGUAGCCUGCAGGAAUUGCAGAGAAGAAGAAAAUAUAGGCAACUUGAGGGGUAUUAUCGGGAAAUUGCUCUUCACCAGCCACUCUGGGUGAUUGAAGAGCUUGUGAAUCCUAUAUCAUUGGCAUUCCAGCGACAUUUUUCAAAGUGGAUUGAUAAACCUGAAUUCAUUUUUGCCCUUGUAUAUAAGGUUACCAGGGACUAUGUUGACUCCAUGGAUGAGUUAUUGCAACCAUUGGUUGAUGAAGCAAUGCUAGCAGGUUACAGUUGUAGAGAAGAAUGGAUUUCAGCGAUGGUAACCUCCCUAGUAAUCUACUUGGCAAAAGAGAUAUUCCCCAGUUAUGUUGGUCAACUGGAUGAAGAGAGUGUCACUGGUGUUCAAUCCCAGGCUAGAAUAGCAUGGCUCCAUCUUGUUGACUUGAUGAUCACUUUUGAUAAACGGGUUCAGUCCAUGUUAGCACAUUCUGGAUUGUUGGUUUUCCUUCAAGAAGAUGGGAAUCUGCAGAAGAUUUCUUCUUUGUCCGUCUUCUGUGAUCGGCCCGACUGGCUUGAUUUAUGGGCAAAAAUAGAGCUUGAUGAUGUGCUAGAUAAGUUGAAACUUGAGAUGGAGGAUAGGAAAAAUUGGACAAUGAAAGUUCAGGGAGCAGUUCUUCUGCCAGGUCCUGAAGAUUACAGAUCUCCUGCAAUUUCUAGUGUUUUUCUUCAGCGCUUGUCAGCUGUGGUUGAUAGGUGUCGAGCAUUGCCAAGCGUUUCUUUGAGUUCAAGGUUUGCCAGAUUGUCUGGUGCACCCAUCAUACAUAAAUUUUUGGAUUGCAUACUUCUAAGGUGCCAAGAAGCUGAAGGCCUGACUGCCCUUACAGAUGAUGAUGCUCUUAUCAAAGUUACAAACUCCAUAAAUGCUGCUCGUUACUUUGAGUCUGUUUUGAAGGAAUGGUGUGAGGAUGUCUUCUUUCUUGAGAUGGGAUUACAUGAAGGUGAUCAGUUGGGAACGGUGGUUGGUGUGAAUAGUUUUAGUAGACCAAUUGAAGGACCUGGGAGCGGUAUUUUUGAUGACGAAAUUGAAAAGCUGGAGAAGUUCAGAUUGGAGUGGGUUGGGAAGUUAUCAGUUGUUCUCUCAAGGGGAUUUGAUGCUCGGUGUCGAGAUUACAUGAAGAACAGGAAGCAGUGGCAGGAAAAGGUUGAAGAAGGUUGGAUGGUGUCCAAGUCUUUACUGGGGGCUCUGGAUUAUUUGCAAGGAAAAAUGUCAAUACUGGAAGGAAGUUUGAAUGCAAUAGACUUUGUUGGGGUUUGGAGAAGUUUGGCAGCUCAUGUGGAUCGAUUAAUUUUUAGUGGCAUUCUUAUGAGCAAUGUAAAAUUUUAUGAUGGGGGUGUAGAGAGAUUUAGAUGCGAUUUGGAGGUUCUUUUCGGGGUAUUCAGGGCUUGGUGUAUGAGGCCUGAAGGCUUCUUUCCCAAAGCGAGUGAGGGCUUGAAGUUGUUGAAGAUGGGUGAGGACCAACUCCAGGAUUAUUCAGCAGCAGGGGAGAAAUGGAUGGUGGAAAAUGGGAUUAGGCAUUUGAGUGUUGCAGAAGCGGAAAAGAUUGUAAAGAAUAGAGUAUUUACAAGUUGAAUGCUUUCAGGUUAAGGUCUUUUCCUUUUUCUCAGCAUAGGCUCAAGGGGUACAGCAAACAAGAAAAAAUAGAGGUUAGUUGAGGUUUAUGUAUACAGAGGGAAGAUUCUAGUGUUUGUACUAGUUUCCAGAUCUCCCAAAUUGACCCAAUUCUUUAUAUCAUGGCACAACAAAUGCUUGGGUUUUCUUCAAAUUAGAAUAAGUUUAUUCGUUUCUCUCAGGAUUCCAGUAAAGACUCUUAUCUAUAUUGUUUUUUCAUUCAGUUUGUUGAAAUAACAGAUAGAGCUGUUUGGGAUGCAA